This is a messenger RNA of Aspergillus melleus, 2439 nucleotides long. RefSeq names its product putative phospholipase A2 (PlaA). The transcript has a single exon. The record is from RefSeq and is a predicted model, not a curated record. NCBI's taxonomy places the organism in Eukaryota, Fungi, Ascomycota, Eurotiomycetes, Eurotiales, Aspergillaceae. Gene Ontology annotation, biological process: glycerophospholipid catabolic process. The coding region runs from base 1 to 2439 and encodes 812 amino acids. Gene Ontology annotation, cellular component: cytosol. Gene Ontology annotation, molecular function: A2-type glycerophospholipase activity.
AUGGGUGCUGCAACGGCCCUGAGUCUGCGAUGGACUGUCCCUCCCGCGGCAUUAAUUGCCCUGGGUAGUGGAGUCCUCUAUACCACGGGCGAGCGAGCUUCGUCUCGACACUCUAUCGUCCGAUCAGAGCAAACUGCAUUCUUUUCCACAUCCACGGCGCGGUGGGCAGACAAUGACCACAAAAAACCUUCACCCGGCUGGGGCAAAGGCAGCUUGGCCCCGGAAUCCGAAAACUCAACUUCAGAAGGUGACCCAGGGUCAAUCUGGACGAAUAUCCUCCAUAAAUUCGACGGGGUGAAGCAGUCGGUUGGCUCGGCCGAUUGGAUUGAACUGGACAACCUCAAGAGCUACAUCGUUCCCGACUGGACUCGCUUGCUUCCGGUGACAGUACAGAAACUUCAGCGGGAGCUCUCAAUGGCCCCUGGCUCUCUCGCGGACGAUAUCUGGAAAGAGGCCCAUGACCCCUACAUUAACCCUGAAAUCCUGCGGGAGGCGACGGUCCGGGUCAGUAAUAAACUGUGUGAAGAAGAGCUGGCGUUCCGGAAGAAAAGACAAAAGCAUGCUGUGAAAGCCCUUGCAGCUUACCUGAACCUUCCCGAGGAUGAAAUUCACCCCGACGAUGUACCGAUCAUUGCGAUGUGUGGCUCGGGCGGAGGACUACGCGCUCUCGUGGCCGGCACAGGCUCGUAUCUCGCGGCUCAGGAAGCCGGCCUUUGGGAUUGUGUAACGUACACGGCUGGAGUCAGCGGCAGCUGCUGGCUCCAAACACUAUAUCACUCAUCAAUCACUGGACGCAACUUCAAUAAACUGGUGGACCAUUUAAAGAACCGACUGGGCGUGCAUAUUGCAUUCCCGCCCAAGGCGCUCGACUUACUCACGGCAGCUCCUACCAACAAGCAUCUUCUGAGCGGUCUGGUUGAGAAACUGAAAGGUGACCCCGGCGCGGAUUUCGGCCUCGUGGACAUCUAUGGUUUGCUAUUAGCAGCAAGACUACUGGUGCCUAAAGGAGAGCUCGGCGUUUCGGAUGGUGACUUGAAACUAUCGAAUCAAAGUCAAAAUCUGUUGAACGGAGCCCAUCCCCUUCCCAUUUACACUGCUGUGCGCCAUGAAAUCCCCAUUAUAGACGGUGAUGAGGAGACCCAUCACAAAAGGCAACCCAUGACGGAACAGCUCAUGCAGGAGUCCAGAAGCGAAGCCUGGUUUCAGUGGUUCGAGUUCACGCCUUAUGAAUUCUUCUGCGAGGAACUUGGUGCUGGAAUACCGACAUGGGCUUUAGGGCGCCACUUCAACGGCGGCCGGAAUGAAAUUCCCGAAGGUCAUUAUCCAAUCCCAGAGUUGCGUGUGCCUGGUUUAAUGGGCGUAUGGGGGAGUGCUUUCUGCGCAACCUUGUCCCAUUACUACAAAGAAAUACGCCCCGUCGUUAGAGGCAUUACUGGAUUUGGUGGAAUUGAUUCCCUGAUACAAGGGAAGACUAAAGAUCUUGUCCGAGUCCACCCAAUUGACCCGGCUACGAUUCCGAAUUUCGUCAUGGGAAUGAAAGGACAACUGCCUCCGAGCUGUCCUGAAUCCAUCUUUCACAGUCAGCAUCUGCGGCUUAUGGACGCGGGGAUGAGCAAUAACCUGCCCAUAUAUCCACUACUUCGCCCGGGAAGAGACGUGGACAUCGUCGUUGCUUUCGACGCUUCCGCCGAUAUCAAGCAAGAGAAUUGGCUGUCCGUCGUGGACGGCUACGCGCGACAACGAGGAGUCAAAGGCUGGCCACUAGGAGCCGGCUGGCCUCGAGCAGACUCCUCUUUGAAGGACACGGAGAAAUCCCUCCGCGAGGCCCAAAACAUGACCCAAGAGGCUGUGGACAAGAAGAUGGAAGAGGCCCAGAACAACUGCAGUCACACCGCAAAUACAACAGGUGGAACCCACGACACCGACCUAGGCUACUGCAACGUCUGGGUCGGCUCGAUGCAAGAAAAAGUCUCCGACGAGGAGCCCCCUCCAUCCAAACGUCUCUUCCACCCCAAGCACGCCGACCACUCGGAAUCCGAUUUUCAUCUGAUGCGCCCCGACGCGGGCAUCGCCGUCGUCUACUUCCCUUUCCUUCCCAACCCUGCCGCCCCAGAUGCCCCUCCUAGCUCUGCGUCCUCGAAGUCCGGCAUGCCCGGUCGUCCGGCCAACUCUCCCAAGGUCGCUGACCCGGCUGAUCCGUUGUCUCCGCGCCCGAACUCCAUCGAUCCAGAUGUCGAUGAUUUCCUGUCCACGUGGAACUUCGUGUAUACACCGGAGCAGAUCGACUCAGUCGUGGGUCUUGCGAGGGCGAAUUUCUCACAAGGCGAGGAGCAGGUGAAACGCGUGGUGCGGGCGGUUUAUGAGCGCAAGAAAUCGGACCGGUUGCAACGUGAACAGGAGGAGGAUCGACGGAGGAUGGAAGGGUUUGUUCCGCUGUGA